AUGCUCCUCCUACCACUCCUUGCCCUCGUGGAGUACUGCUUCGGUCAGGGGAUGUACUUCUGCACCGGCAGCAUCUUUUGUGCUCCUGUUGGUGGCCAAAUGCCCUUGCCAGCGCCACCGCCGCAGCCGCCCAUUGGAUUCCCAAACCCCGUCUUUCAACCGAUGCCAAUGCCCAUGCCCGUGCCGGGGCCCGUACCAGGGUCUGUACCGUAUCCUCAGCCACUACAACCCAGCUACUACUACCCGCAUAACACGAUCCCCUCGGGCUGGGGCGCCAACGGGGGCAUGCCUUUCCCCUGGCCACCGAACUAUAACACCUACAGUCCCAGCCCACACAUGCCCCCUGUCCACCCCGCACCGAUGCCAGGAAGCUGCCCAUGCAGCUACGGCCAGGCAGCGCUCUGCGGCAUCCACCAACCCAUCAGUGGCUACCCGGUCCACGGGAUGACUGGCAGCAUCGGCAACCUGCACUACCAAGGAUGUGUAAACUGUCCGCGGGGGCCACAGGGCCCGGUCGGAGCACAAGGCCCAGUGGGACCGCAGGGUACGUCCGGGGCGCAAGGCCCACCUGGACCGCAGGGCUCGCCUGGAGUGGGCGCUGACGGACCCCAGGGGCCGGCCGGCAAGCAAGGCGUUCCUGGCCCGGUGGGCCCCGUGGGUGCGACUGGCCCGGCGGGACCGCAGGGCACUGCUGGGCCUCCAGGUCCGAAGGGUGAAUGCGGUUGCAAUCAUGGGUGCAAUAAACCGGGCGACAAACCGGGCGACAAACCAGAUGAAAAGAAACCGCCUGAACCGUCAGGCCAGGGUGUGGGUAGGGAAAGCAGUGAUGGUCCGAAGUACACCGACGAACCGGCUGUCCCAGCAAACCAAGGAGCUGGAGUGGAUAACGUCAGCAAAGGGCCCGUGUAUAACGACGAGGUCUCUGCUGCAGGCCAGGGUAUCGGAGCGGAGUCUGCGGGAGGGCCAUCCUAUACUGGUGACCCCCAGACGAGUUCUCAUGGGAUCGGAAGGGAAACCAGCGGGGGCCCUGCAUAUAUUGAAGCAAAGAAUCCCUCGGGGCAGGGGAUUGGGGUUGCUUGA
This is a messenger RNA of Aspergillus fumigatus Af293, 1080 nucleotides long. RefSeq names its product extracellular proline rich protein (gene aclF). The record is from RefSeq and is a predicted model, not a curated record. Lineage: Eukaryota; Fungi; Ascomycota; Eurotiomycetes; Eurotiales; Aspergillaceae.